Messenger RNA from Astrephomene gubernaculifera, 300 nucleotides. The record is from the annotation of a GenBank genome assembly. NCBI's taxonomy places the organism in Eukaryota, Viridiplantae, Chlorophyta, Chlorophyceae, Chlamydomonadales, Astrephomenaceae.
CGGAUCUGCUGUUUGCGAGGCGGCUGAGGGAGGCGGGGCUGCCGCUGUCCGUGGUGGACCCCGCGCUGCCGGACCUGGGGGGCUCCGAAACCGCGGAGGGCGACCCUCGUGAGGACGGCGGCGCCUCCGAGGCCGUACUCGCCGCCACGCGCCCCCGCUCCGAGCUCUCCUACCCCGGGGUCUACCGCUCCGUGUGCGUCACCCUGCGCCUUCACCACCUGGCAGUGGCGGCGGUGGAGGCGGCGGAGGCGCUUGCAGAACUGGAGGGAGCAGCCAGCGUAACCGCAGCAGCGGCGGGGG